AUGGAUGAUAGUAACAGUAAGGACAAUUCAAUUGUGGAAACAAUUAAAGUUGCAAACACUCCAAAAGAUUUAAAUAGUUUGAAGGGGUUUCAAUGGUGGAGAAGGACAUUUCAAUAUAAUACUGGUUUAGGAUUGACUCCAGAGGAGAAAAGUAACUAUGAAAAUGAUUAUCAAUAUAUUUUGACAAGAAAGCAAUGUAAUAGUUGCUAUGAGUAUAGAGAUUGGCUUCUCAAGUAUUCUCCAACGGUAAGAUUUAUGAUUCAACAGAUUUCAAAAUUAAGUGAAAAUAAUCCCAACAUCGAUAAUAAGACGGUGAAAUCCUUUGAUGAAUCCAAGAUUAUAUGUGACGUUUGUCCUGAAUUAAGAAGUGGUGGGUUCCAUCCAGAUUAUGGUAUCUUAAUAUGUCAAAAUAGAAUCAGAGAUAAGUGGCAUCUAGAAGAUACUUUGGCGCAUGAAUUGGUGCAUCAAUUUGAUAAUUUAAAAUGGAAAGUAGAUUGGUUGAAUUUAAAGCAACAUGCUUGCUCAGAGAUUAGGGCAUCAUCAUUAAGUGGCGAAUGUAGAUUUUUCCAAGAAUUCUCAAAGAGAGGCUUUGGAUUCACAAUUGCUAAAGGGCAUCAGGAAUGUGUAAAAAGGAGAGCAGUAUUAAGUUUAAUGGGGAAUCCUAAUUGUAAGGAUAAAAAACAAGCUGAAUUGGUGGUAGACGAGGUUUGGGAAAGUUGUUUUAAUGAUACAAGACCUUUUGAAGAUAUUUAUAGAUGA
Molecule: messenger RNA, 759 nt
Organism: Tetrapisispora phaffii CBS 4417
Lineage: Eukaryota; Fungi; Ascomycota; Saccharomycetes; Saccharomycetales; Saccharomycetaceae
Gene: ATP23
Product: putative metalloprotease
Exons: 1
Coding region: 1-759 (252 amino acids)
Biological process (GO): mitochondrial protein processing; mitochondrial proton-transporting ATP synthase complex assembly
Cellular component (GO): extrinsic component of mitochondrial inner membrane
Molecular function (GO): metalloendopeptidase activity
Source: RefSeq, a predicted model, not a curated record